Oikopleura dioica is the source of this 450-nucleotide messenger RNA. NCBI's taxonomy places the organism in Eukaryota, Metazoa, Chordata, Appendicularia, Copelata, Oikopleuridae. The record is from the annotation of a GenBank genome assembly.
AUGAUCCAUAUACCUCUUGGCCCGAAUAAUGGUUCAGUUGUCGAACCAAUAACUCCAGAGCCAACCAUCGAACCAAUAACUCCAGAGCCAACCAUCGAACCGAAAAAACAAGCCUUCAAUGACGCCAUUGCGCUUUUCAUAACCCUGAUCGUCUACAUUGUGUUCGUCGCCUACAUUCAGCAAAGAAUCAAUCAACAACUCAACAUCGCUCGUGGUCACAAUCCGGAGAAUCCAGUCAUCGAAAAUCAGCCACACAUUGUUGCACCUGAACAUGUAAAUCCUCCAUUGGAAAAUCAACAAGCCCACGUCGGCCCUAUCCCACUACGCGAAGCUCCUAUCCCACUACGAGAAGCUCCUCUUAUCGCGAACGCCCCGCAGAAUCGUCAAGUUAGAAGAAAUCGUCGACAACCUGCGCGCCUACAAAUAAAUCAUGGACAAGCACGAUAUUGA